Molecule: messenger RNA, 3956 nt
Organism: Prunus avium (sweet cherry)
Lineage: Eukaryota; Viridiplantae; Streptophyta; Magnoliopsida; Rosales; Rosaceae
Biological process (GO): ribosome biogenesis; endonucleolytic cleavage of tricistronic rRNA transcript (SSU-rRNA, 5.8S rRNA, LSU-rRNA); maturation of SSU-rRNA from tricistronic rRNA transcript (SSU-rRNA, 5.8S rRNA, LSU-rRNA)
Cellular component (GO): 90S preribosome; nucleus
Molecular function (GO): GTPase activity; U3 snoRNA binding; GTP binding
Source: RefSeq, a predicted model, not a curated record
AUGGCGAUAGAUAGCGGAACCAAGGAGCAGUCGCACAAGGAACAUCGGUCCAGGCAGUCGGGGGCCAAGGCCGACAAGAAGAAGCGUGACACUUCCCAAAAUGGGAAGAAGCAAAACCCUAAAGCAUUUGCUUUUAGCUCAACUGUGAAAGCCAAGCGUCUUCAAUCUCGCUCCGUCGAGAAAGAGCAGCGCAGGCUUCAUGUCCCAACCAUUGAUCGUUCCUAUGGCGAACAACCUCCAUAUGUUGUUCUGGUGCAUGGACCUCCCAAGGUUGGCAAGUCUUUGUUAAUUAAGUCGCUUGUAAAGCAUUAUACCAAGCAUAAUUUACCGGAGGUUCGAGGCCCGAUUACCAUUGUUUCAGGGAAGCAAAGGCGGGUACAGUUUGUGGAGUGCCCAAAUGAUAUCAAUGGUAUGAUUGAUGCUGCAAAGUUUGCUGAUUUAGCAUUACUUCUCAUAGACGGAAGCUACGGUUUUGAAAUGGAGACAUUUGAAUUCCUGAAUAUUUUGCAAGUUCAUGGGUUCCCAAAGGUUAUGGGAGUUCUCACUCACCUUGAUAAGUUUAAAGAUGUAAAGAAAUUGAAGAAAACAAAGCAACACCUCAAACAUCGUUUCUGGACUGAAAUAUACGAUGGAGCUAAAUUGUUUUAUUUAUCUGGUCUCAUUCAUGGAAAGUAUGUCAAACGUGAAAUUCACAAUCUGGCACGUUUCAUAUCUGUUAUGAAGUUCCAUCCUUUAUCUUGGCGAACUGCUCAUCCUUAUGUUUUAGUAGAUCGUUUUGAAGAUGUGACUCCUCCUGAAAAAGUGCGUUUGAAUAAUAAAUGUGAUAGAAAUGUCACACUGUAUGGUUAUUUGCGGGGCUGUAACAUGAAAAAAGGAACAAAGAUUCAUAUUGCAGGUGUUGGGGAUUACAGUUUAGCUGGUAUGACAGGCUUAGCUGAUCCUUGCCCUUUACCCUCAGCUGCCAAAAAGAAGGGACUGCGCGAUAAGGAAAAACUGUUUUAUGCACCCAUGUCUGGACUUGGGGAUCUCCUGUAUGAUAAAGAUGCUGUCUACAUAAACAUAAAUGACCACUUUGUCCAGUUUUCCAACGCUGAUGAAAAGGGCGAAGCAACAAAUGAAGGAAAGCACCAAGAUGUGGGUGUGGCUUUGGUAAAAUCUCUUCAGAACACAAAAUAUUCGGUUGAUGAAAAGUUAGAGGAGAGCUUCAUUAAUCUAUUUAGUCGGAAGCCUAAUUUAUUGUCAAAUGCUCAAAGUGAUGGAAAAGAUACCUAUGAAUCUAGAGAAGAGAUCCGUAUGAUAGAGCCCUUAGAGGAAUAUCAGUCUGGGGAAGCAAUCAAAGGUGAUGGUUCUGCUGAAGAAAGCAAUGCGGAGGAUUCUGACAGUUCAGAAUCAGAAUCUUCAGAUAAGAAUGAAGUAGGUCAUAAAGAUGCAUCGGAUCAAGAUGCUAAUCUUAAAGAUCACUUGAAGGAACAUGUGGAGUUUCAUGGAGGAAGGUCAAGGAGAAAAGUUAUCUUUGGAAAUGACCUUGAUCAUAACGAUAUGGAGGAUUCAGAUUUAGAGGCUGAAGAUGAUGGCGAUAACAACAAUGAUGAUGAUAUUCAGGCAUCUUCUGGUUCAAAUUCAGAGGAAGAUGUAGAUGUUCAUGAAACAGACGAUGAGAUGGGGAACAUUGCAAAGUGGAAAGAAUCUUUGGUAGAAAGGACUUCCUCAAGACAAACUAUUAACCUUAUGCAACUUGUAUAUGGGAAAUCUACAUCGAUGCCAACAACAUCUAUCAAUGAACAUGAUAGUAGUGCAGAUGAUGAAAGUGAUGGAGAUGAUUUUUUUAAGCCAAAAGGAGAAGUAAACAAGAAACAUGGAGGAAUAGAAGGUGGAAAUUGGAAUAUCGAGGACUGUUCCAAAUUCACAAAUUAUUCAAAUCUCAAAGACUGGAAAGAGGAAAAGCUUAGAGAGGGUAUUCGUGAUCGUUUUGUUACUGGUGAUUGGUCGAAAGCUUCUCAAAGAAAUCAAGCCGCAGAGGCUAAAGUUGAAGAUGAUGAUGCUGUCUAUGGUGACUUUGAAGAUUUAGAAACUGGUGAGAAGCAUGAUGGGAAUCAUACAGAUGACGCAAGCAAUGAUGCAAACCACAAGGAAGAUGAUUUGGCCAAAGAGGAGCGGAGGCUGAAAAAGCUUGCUCUUCGUGCAAAGUUUGAUGCUCAAUUUGAUGGAGCUGAGUCAUCUGAAGAGGAGCUUGAGAGUAAACAUGAAGGCAAGUCUGGUCGAGAUCAAUCCAAAGAAAGUGGCUAUUUUGACAAGCUGAAGGAUGAGAUUGAACUUCGGAAGCAAAUGAAUAUAGCUGAACUCAAUGACCUGGAUGACGCCACCCGAUUAGAGAUAGAGGGUUUCCGGACAGGGACUUACCUCCGGUUGGAGGUUCAUGAUGUCCCUUAUGAGAUGGUUGAAUAUUUUGACCCCUGUCAUCCUAUUUUGGUUGGAGGAAUUGGUCUUGGUGAAGAAAAUGUUGGACACAUGCAGGCCAGGUUAAAGCGGCAUAGGUGGCACAAGAAAGUACUUAAGACUAGUGAUCCUAUUAUUGUUUCUAUUGGGUGGAGGCGGUACCAAACAAUACCUGUUUAUGCUAUUGAAGAUCGCAAUGGAAGACAUCGCAUGCUUAAGUACACUCCCGAACACAUGCAUUGCCUUGCAAUGUUUUGGGGCCCUCUUGCCCCUCCUAAUACUGGUGUGGUUGCUUUCCAGAAUUUAUCAAACAAUCAGGCACAAUUUAGGAUCACAGCAACAGCAGUUGUGCUUGAGUUCAACCAUGCAUCACGAAUAGUGAAGAAACUCAAACUAGUUGGUCACCCCUGCAAGAUAUUCAAGAACACUGCACUUGUAAAAGAUAUGUUCACCUCAGAUCUUGAAAUAGCUCGGUUUGAAGGAGCUGCUGUUCGAACUGUCAGUGGCAUUCGGGGGCAGGUGAAAAAGGCUGCAAAAGAAGAAAUUGGUAACCAGCCGAAAAAGAUGGGUGGACAACCAAAAGAAGGGAUUGCUAGGUGCACCUUUGAGGAUAAAAUUAAGAUGAGUGACAUUGUGUUUUUGCGUGCUUGGACCCAAGUUGAAGUUCCUCAAUUUUACAACCCAUUGACAACAUCACUGCAACCUCGUGAUAAGACCUGGCAAGGGAUGAAAACUACUGCUGAAUUGAGGAGAGAACAUAAUAUUCCUAUUCCUGUUAACAAAGAUUCACUUUACAAGCCAAUUGAAAGGAAGCUGAAGAAGUUCAACCCAUUGGUGAUUCCUAAGUCAUUGCAGGCUGCUUUGCCAUUUGCAUCAAAGCCUAAGGAUAUACCCAGUAGAGGAAGGCCACUUCUUGAAAAUAGAAGAGCUGUUGUCAUGGAGCCUCAUGAACGGAAAGUUCAUGCUCUUGUUCAACAUCUUCGAUUAAUUAGAAAUGAGAAGAUAAAGAAGCGCAAGCUUAAGGAUGAUAAAAAAAGGAAAGAAAUUGAAGUGCAGAAAGCCAAAGAAGAGCAGUUGUCGAAAAAGCGUCAGAGGGAAGAACGGCGGGAGAGAUAUCGGGAGCAAGACAAACUGAAGAAGAAAAUCAGGAGAAAUGCAGAGGACUGAUGGAUGCACAAAUUUUUGCGAACUGUUUAUGUGGCUUGGGGAAACUGGGUCAUUGUGCUUGCCGAAAAGAAAGAUAAGCGGUAGAGAUACUCUAGGAUUUGAUACUAUCUCAGAAGCAUGACCCUGAUUACGGUUCCGACAGCUCCAUUUGAGAUAAAUCGACGUGUGAGAAUUGUCAAUGUGCAAUUUUGUAGUCAUACCCUUCAACAUGCAUCAUAUGUUUGCUCUUGGCUUCCGAGUAGGUGUAUUUCUGGGUACAUUGGAGGGAUGAGACCAUGAACUUAAAAUGUCAUUUUAUAUCAGUGUUCUAAUUGCUACAUUUAUAGAAAGUUUUAAUGCAAUUAAAUACAAAA